Messenger RNA from Drosophila suzukii, 620 nucleotides. RefSeq lists its product as uncharacterized. The record is from RefSeq and is a predicted model, not a curated record. Lineage: Eukaryota; Metazoa; Arthropoda; Insecta; Diptera; Drosophilidae.
UGACAUGUGAACUACCAUAAAUUCCAUUUUUCAAUCAGUAAGGCGACUAACUAAUAAAAAACCGAAUACGUAUAUUAUAUAAAGACAUUAAAAUAUGAAGUUCUACAAGUCAAUGCUGAUCUGUUUUUAUGGAUUGGUAAUAUGCGACUGGAUAUUGGCCGCUCCCCAACCUAAGUGCAUGCUGAACAAGACCCGUGAAGAGCCUUCGGAAUCCGACCCCAUUAAUUUUAAUGAGGACCCCAUUAUUUCUGGAGAAGUGAAAGCAUUGGAUAGGCAAAUUGAGAUGCUCAAUUCGAUAGUUGUUUGGCCCAUCAAGUUCUUUUGUGAGGAGGCAAAGAACAUUUUCAAAGACUGGGAGUAUUUACAAACUUGUGAAGUAGUAAAAAGAAGCAAAGCGUGGAGUCAAAAACGGAUCACCGGAGAGAUGGAGUCCUACGAGGAUUAGGAGCCGAAAUAUGCCCGCCCCAUGAAGAACGGCAAGAACAUCGCCACAUUCGAGCCCUGGUUAGUCUACAAUCUCCAAUGGAAAGUCAUUUGAAACUACAAGAACCCAAUAUCACUAUCUUCGAGUUGCCGCACUUCAGACUGCGCACCCGAACUAUAAAAAAACCAACCACUUU